AUGGACACCACAAUCGCUAAUACUGAAUGGACUAUUGACACUGGUGCUUCGAAUCAUAUGACUACAAGCUCAGGUAUACUUUCUAAUCUCAAAAAAUAUGUUGGUUGUGAUUCUGUAUUUAUUGUUGAUGGUUCACCCUUAACAAUUGAUGCAAUUGGGGACAGCUUAGUUUCUGAUGGGAUUGUUGAACGUCACCAUCGCAUUAUUAGAGAACUUGGGAUGGCUAUGAUUUUUCAUAGUGGUAUGCCUAAGUUUCUAUGGGUUGAGGCUUUUUCUAUAACAGUACAGCUGACACCUUAUCCUAUGGUCACUAAAGCUCAACAUGGCAUACACAAACCAAAUCUAUGUUAUGUCUUAGUUCUUGAACGUGGUGAUAUUCCUGAAGAACCACGUAAUGUCAAAAUGGCUCUACAACAUGAUGGCUGGAAAUGCGUCAUGCUUGAGGAACUUGAUGCACUACGUCAAAAUCAAAUAUGGACCUUAGUACCCAGAGAACCUUAUAUGAAUGUGGUGGGAUCAAAGUGGGUGUUUAAAGCUAAAUUGACUGCUAAUAGUACUCUUGAUAGGCUAAAAGCCAG
Populus euphratica (Euphrates poplar) is the source of this 578-nucleotide messenger RNA. RefSeq lists its product as uncharacterized. The record is from RefSeq and is a predicted model, not a curated record. The annotation marks the transcript as partial. The transcript has 3 exons. Lineage: Eukaryota; Viridiplantae; Streptophyta; Magnoliopsida; Malpighiales; Salicaceae.